GUCUCUUUAAGGGAGAGAUGAGUCUCUCUGUGUUAUGUUUGUACCUGAGAGGGGGGUGAAAAGCUCACGGAUACCAGUCCCCAAAAGACUGUCUAAAAGAUUUCAAAAUAUCGCUCAUUCACAAUGGAAAACUUAGGAGCUGCUCACAGUGGUGCGGCAGACAGCAUAACCUUGAUGAGGGCAGGACUGGCCAUGGUAGUGGUAGGCCAUGUGAACUUCCUGCUGGGUGCGCUAGUGCACGGCAGCGUGCUCCGACACAUCAGCCUACGCUGGCAGAGCCAAGCUGCGGUGUACACUUGCGCCCACGUCGCCGCCCUGGUGGCUGGCCUCAUGGGAAUCAUUGUCGGAGUAUCAACCCUUAUCAUAUCCAGACGGAAGAGCAAGAAACUAAUGUGCUUCCUGCUGUGGGGCAGCCUGCUGGGUGGCCUCCUGGCUGCCGCCUCGGUCGCAGGCCUGGCUGUGACCCUGGGGAGGGCCAUUGCUGCCGGGCCUCACAGUCUUCUGGCCCACUGCAAGGUCCAGGAUGCCUCUGGCAACCCUGUCAUUGCCAACGAGUGUCCCUUCCAACCCACCCGCAUCUACGGAACAACCAUUGUCCUCUGGGUUCCUCUCAUUGUGUUAUGCAUGGUGGAAUCCUCCAUCUUGGGGAGGAAUGUUGUGGUUUGCGUCUCCUUCCUGUACUUCCCUGUCCCCCGCCGGGCCAGUAGGAGGACCAUAAUUGCCACCCAGGUGAGAGUGGUGAGCCGAGAGGAACUGACAUGGGCUUUGUGGGCGGAGCCUAGCAAACAGUGGGAGGAGCCUCUUCUGGCAGGGUCUUCAGAAAUGGAGGCAGGAACUCCAGAACAGCCCAAGCUGCGAAGUCAGUUUGACAGAAGCAGCCUUUGGAUCUGACAUCUGUAGUAUAUGUUAGAUAACUUGUCACUAAGAGAUACAGAGGAAAAGUUUUUUCAAUAUUAAAAAUUAAAAGCAUUAAAAAAUGCUUAUUUGACCAGAAGAGGAGGUUGGCAAGGUCACACCCCCACAUAUGUGAUGUCAUCCUAAAGCACUAACUUCCUCUUUAUGAACAACAAGACUUGAAAAAGUGGAAUUUCCCAUAUGAGAAUAAGCAAAAAAACAUAAUGUCCUCUACAGAGGACAAAAAUAAACUGCUGGAUCUCAGAUGGAUGUAUAUCUGGAAUUUGUUAAAAGGUAUAAUAUCAAUGCAGCAGGAAUUAUGUUAUGUGGCUACAUGAAUAUUGCAAACCUUAUGUUUUGAGCAUCAAUUUAUUCAGACUGUAUGUGUCUAGCAGAGCUUAUGGUGUAAUAAACUGCUGGAUCUCA
Molecule: messenger RNA, 1320 nt
Organism: Brienomyrus brachyistius
Lineage: Eukaryota; Metazoa; Chordata; Actinopteri; Osteoglossiformes; Mormyridae
Gene: tmem54b
Product: transmembrane protein 54b
Exons: 6
Coding region: 124-891 (255 amino acids)
Source: RefSeq, a predicted model, not a curated record